Molecule: messenger RNA, 1038 nt
Organism: Linnemannia hyalina
Lineage: Eukaryota; Fungi; Mortierellomycota; Mortierellomycetes; Mortierellales; Mortierellaceae
Source: the annotation of a GenBank genome assembly
AUGAAAUUCAAACUCCCAUCAAGAACUACCAAGAACCUACGAAUAGCCCUCGUCACCCUGUCCUCGAGCAACUCACUCAUCAUCGUCGCAUCGAUCGGCUUCAAAAACUCGAGCAGAUCCACACAGCCAGAUCUCCUCCUCAUACCCCAAAUCAACGUCUGCAUCAUCACCAUCUUCUACGCCUACUUCAAACUACAACUCCUCCCUUUCAUCUAUGGACAACUCCUUGCUUCGUCCGUCCUUGCUGGCAUCUUCCUCUUCUUUGCCGGCAAGGUCAUUCCCCUCCUCCAAGACUACUCCAACCUGUUCUGGGUCGUCCAGGGCUUCAAUGUCCUCCUGGCCAUCCUGUUACUCUCAGAGGCGAUCUGCACGUUCUUUGUCGGUAAAUCCGAGCAAGAACUCCAGGCUGAAACGUUAGCUGCCAACAGGAGGGCACGUGCUACUCAAGACGAGGCACCUGGUGACAAUAUCACCACCCCAGCAGCAGUCCACCUCUACCAGCCCCGUCUCGACUUCUCCCCUCCGACAGAAGAUGGUGUUCCCCCUCACAAUCGAACCUCAGUCAUCUCGAGCUCUACUGCUGAUAGAGAGGCAGCAGUGCGGCUGAACAUUCCGGAUGAUUACGAGCUCGACGAGUUGCCCAAGUACCAACGGAAACCCCCAGCGCAAUCGGCCACGAUUAUUGACUUGUCCAACCUUGCGAGUGUCAACCCUGAAGUCCUGAACAAUGUCGUGAGACCGCUGUCAUCAUCGUCGAUGUCGACGCUGUCGGAGGUAGAACCGCCGGGGACACAACAACCACCGUCUGCGUUAAUCGAGCAGGGAGGACAACAAUCAUCACGGGAUGAAGAUGUUCCUUCCUCUGACGUUCCCGAAUAUUCACCGCCCCAGCUUUCUCUUUCCAUCUCCUCCUCUUCGCCUGCUCCUCCUUCCGCUCCGUCUUCUGGCCCUACUUCUUUAUCGCCUCCAUCGACAUCUGCUACUAGUCCAUCAAGCCACGCAGCACCAGCACCAGAGCCUCCUCUCUAUGUACCAUGA